Molecule: messenger RNA, 684 nt
Organism: Scomber japonicus (chub mackerel)
Lineage: Eukaryota; Metazoa; Chordata; Actinopteri; Scombriformes; Scombridae
Exons: 1
Source: RefSeq, a predicted model, not a curated record
AUGGAAGCAGAGUUAGACAGGUUAGUGGAGAGUGGAGUUUUGGAACCCGUGAGCACAAGCAAGUGGGCUACACCAAUUGUUCCAGUCAUGAAAAAAGAUGGGGCUCCAAGGAUCUGUGGUGAUUUUAAAGUGACUGUGAACCCUGUCUUGACUGUAGAACAGUAUCCAUUACCCCUCAUCGAUGACCUCUUCUCAGGUUUGGCUGGAGGGCAGAAGUUUAGUAAAAUAGACUUAUGUCAGGCCUAUCUUCAGAUGCAUGUUGAUCCAUAGUCACAGGAACUGUUGACCAUAGUGACACACAAGGGUCUCUACAGAUAUCGGAGGCUCCCUUUUGGGAUAACCUCUAGUCCGGCGCUUUUCCAAAGAGCAAUGGACCAGAUACUAAGUGGGCUUCCGGGGGUCCAGUGCUACUUAGAUGACCUGCUCAUCACUGGACCAGAUGAACAGUAACACUUGAGGAACUUGGAGACAACACUGCAAAAACUGGAGGAAUAUGGUCUGAGAGUCAGGAAAGACAAGUGUGAGUUUUUCCGACCAUCUGUUGAGUACCUGGGGCAUGUGACGGACAGCUUUGGACUCCACAAAGCACCAUCAAAAGUGAAGGCCAUUGUGGAGGCUCCAUCCCCAAAGAACAUGAGUCAGUUGAGAUCAUUCCUGGGCUUGCAAACUGAAGCCGCUGCAUGA